Aspergillus candidus is the source of this 2187-nucleotide messenger RNA. RefSeq lists its product as uncharacterized. The record is from RefSeq and is a predicted model, not a curated record. The coding region runs from base 1 to 2187 and encodes 728 amino acids. The transcript has a single exon. NCBI's taxonomy places the organism in Eukaryota, Fungi, Ascomycota, Eurotiomycetes, Eurotiales, Aspergillaceae.
AUGUCCCCGCCUUACUCCGCCCGUCACGUUCUGCUCGAUCCCUCCCACGGCAUCAAAUGUCCCGCGCGAGGCCACCUGGUCAAGUCCCGCUGGUCGUGGCUCCCCGUGUCCAUCAUCCUCCUGGCCGUCUACGCCACCCUCGCGUCAUGUUUCUAUCUGGUCGUCGCCCUGGUGCGACCCCGGUUUGGCGAUCGCAUUGGCGUGGGAGGGCUGGACCCGGCCACAGCAACGCUGCUGAGCGCCCUGAUAGCCAAGACAAUCGAACUGUCGUACGUGACGGUGUGCGUGGCCUUCGUAGGCCAGGUCCUCUCGCGGCGCGCCCUGCUCCGACGCUCGCGCGGCAUCACCAUCCCCGAGAUGAACCUGCGCACCUGGAUAAUGCAACCGGGCUCUCUCCUCGUCCAAGGCGAGAUGCUGCGACAGGCGGCCGGCACCGUACUGGGAGUGCUCGCCCUGACGGCCGCCAUCGUCUCGAUGCUGUACACCACCGCCGCCGAGGCCCUCGUCGCUCCCAAGCUGAUUCUCGGUCACGUCGAGUCGCUCCAGUUGAUCGGCCGCGUCUCCGCGGAUUUUGCCGACCCUGAGAUCCUGGGCGAGCAAUGUGCUAGCCCGAUCCCGCUCGCGAUGGACCCGGACAAUCGGAACAGAACCUGCAUGGAGCUGCUGCACACCGGCCAGGCCUACCACAACUACAGGGCAUGGCUCAACGCGUGGAGCACCAUCCGCGAUCCCACCGACGACCUCGCGCACCGGCCGCCCCCCAUGGGCUCUCUCUGGGACAACACCACCCUGAUCGGCCAGUGGAUCGACCGCGAGAACAGUGACGUGGCGGAGCUUUCGGAGCGCUACCAUCGGCUCAUCCUCAACGUCACGGCGGCGAUGCCCCAUGGCGGCGUUUUCGUGGCGACCAACGACCCAGUCAACGGCAUCCCCCAGCCCCAGGUCCGCGGCGAGGGCGAUUUCGAGCUUGACGCCGCCGUCGCGGCCCCGGCCGUUAACGUUCUCUGCGCCGGCAUGACAAGUGAGGAACUGGCUCCGCUCGUCUGGACUGAGUGGCCGGAGGGCUCCAAGGACAAGCUCGACGUCCCUGCCUGGCUCCAGAACAAACCCCAAGGCGUCCCGGACUACCCGGACUACCUCAACCGCACCGUCGUUGACGAUCUCUUCGGCUGGGGCCCGAAAUACGGCCAACGGCCACCCGUUUUCGGCCGCUUCCCCAGCGCAUACAACACCGUCCUUAACACCACCGGCCUCGCACCCGCGGACUCGGUCUUCCUCCUUGGCACCACGCCCAACCCCUCCACCGACGAUCCGCCCUACGUGCUUUGCGCGCUCAAAGCGAAGCUCUCGCCGCGGUGUUCAACCCACUACGAGGCGUCAGCCACCGGCGCCAACCUCACCGUUAACUGCCAGUCGCCCACCAACUCCAUGCAGUACGAUCGCUUCCACCCCGACGACCCAGACGGAGAAUGGAGCCCCAACUGGAAGAAUGUCGCGUCACUGUGGAGCACAUCGCUCAGCCUGGGCACGGGAAUGCUCGACGGCGCCUCCAGCAACGCCCGACUGCUGAUGCAGCUCGUCCCCACGGGGCAGCCACGAGCCCUGCCCGCCGAGCGGCCCUCCGUCGCCGAGGGUCUCGCCGUCCUCGCUGGUAGCACACUUCUCCUCUCCACGAUGAGCACCUCAUUCCGCACCGCGUGGCCCUACGCCGACCGUAAGGACAGCAUUUUGCACAACCCCGUGCCAGAGACCUGCGAGGCAACUCUGCGCGCGGUGGGCUACGCGUCGGGGGGUUCUCAUCCGUGGCAACGGGUGUUCUACCUCGUCCUAGGGGCGGCCUUUAUCACCAGCGUCGUCUAUCUAGCUUUUCUUCUGGGAGAGGCGCGCGGCGAGCAAAUCACGGACUUUACGGAGCCGCCGAAUCUGUUCGCACUAGCGUUGAAUAGCCCUGCGUCGACGCGGGUGCAGGGGGCGUGUGCGGAAGGCCCGACGGGCGCGGUCCUCGAGGAGCAGUUCAACAUUGCGGCAGCGAAUGACGAGGGACAUCUCUUUAUUGCUGGUAAGGGGGAUGGGUAUGCUCAUGCGACGGGGGUGGAUGGGGGAGCGGAGGUGGGGGGUGGGAGUCCGGUGAUGCAGGAGUAUCGACGGUUGGCGAGGGGACGGACUCUCUGUUCAUGGUUUUAUUAG